Molecule: messenger RNA, 654 nt
Organism: Teleopsis dalmanni
Lineage: Eukaryota; Metazoa; Arthropoda; Insecta; Diptera; Diopsidae
Product: ribonuclease kappa
Molecular function (GO): RNA endonuclease activity
Source: RefSeq, a predicted model, not a curated record
GAAAUAUAAUAAGUAAAUUGUUAGUUAAACAAAUUACUUUGUGUUUUGGUAUAAUCUGCGCUUAAAAUAAUAAAAAAAUGAAAAUCUGUGGUCCAAAGUUGUCACUCUGUGGCUUAAUCAUUUCUGUAUGGGGAAUCAUACAAUUGGUGCUUAUGGGUUUAUUCUUCUACAUACACAGUGUUGCACUAAUUGAGGAUUUGCCCUUGGAAGAAGAAUACAAGACACUUGAGGAGUUCUAUGAUGCCGCAAAUACUGCUUACAGUCAGAACGCCUACAAUUGUUGGAUAGCCGCCUGCAUCUAUGUGCUAACAUUAUUACUAUCAGCACAACAAUUCUACGUCAAUAGCCGAGUAACAGCUAACUAAGCAAGCACACAGAAUUGAAGUUUUAACAAGACAGAUAUCAUCAACUAAAAUGGGAACUUCUUUAUCUGUUCCCAUAAUGGUCUUCAAUUAAGAUUAUGUUUAAAAACUUCACUUUCAAACCAAUCACUUUAAAAACAAUCGCCAUUAUGUUUAUCAUUUUAUUGUAAAAUUUUGAUUUAAACAUGGAAUAUAUUUGUUAAAAUUUUUUUUCUAAACUAUUUUGCGACUAUCACUUUUUGCCAAAUAUAACAUAAAAUGUAUAGAUAAUAAUAUUAUUUGUAAAACUAAU